This is a messenger RNA of Eubalaena glacialis (North Atlantic right whale), 2623 nucleotides long. It is a transcript of the gene TMED4, whose product is annotated as transmembrane p24 trafficking protein 4. The record is from RefSeq and is a predicted model, not a curated record. The coding region runs from base 1 to 1380 and encodes 459 amino acids. Gene Ontology annotation, cellular component: endoplasmic reticulum; endoplasmic reticulum-Golgi intermediate compartment; Golgi apparatus. The transcript is spliced from 8 exons. Gene Ontology annotation, biological process: intracellular protein transport; positive regulation of canonical NF-kappaB signal transduction; endoplasmic reticulum to Golgi vesicle-mediated transport. NCBI's taxonomy places the organism in Eukaryota, Metazoa, Chordata, Mammalia, Artiodactyla, Balaenidae.
AUGGAAUGGGACCAUGAGCAGUCGGACAAGUUGAGAGAGCAAUACGGGCCGGAGAACACAGGAGGAGACGCCGCCAAGCCCCGCCCCGCCCUUCGGGAGCAGUCUAGCGACAACUGGACCGUCUCGCAUCGUCCCUCCUCCCACACAUCUCUCACCUGGAGCCCAAUCUCCACCUCCUCUCCCAGGGCCUCCAAAAGCCGGGCGGGCCGCUCCUCCAGGCGGCACCGGACGCGCCUAAGACUCCUGCACCCCAGAAGGGCUCUCACACCGACACCCGCCCGGCCGGGGUCUCGGGAAGUUCCCGUCGGCCCCUGGGCUCCGACUUUCCCGCCUUGCGCGGAUCCCGAGUCCGGACGCCCCGGGGGACCCAAUCUUCCAGAUCUGGGGCCCGCCCUCCAACCGUCCAGAUCUGGGACCCAAGCCCCGGCGCAGGCCAGCAGAACUCUAAGCAGGAUCUGCAAAGAAGGCGUGACCAAACCAACCGCGCAGCCAGAGAGCGGGAGGGACCACCCGAGCGUCGUGCGCCUGCGCACUCUCCCCUCGGCUGUGCAUCCUGGCCUGGAAGACGCGCGCGGGGCGGGGCAGAGCGGACGCAGGGAGGGAGGCACCGCGCACGCGUAUUCUGCGCAGGGUCUUGCUGCGUCGUUUGAGAGCUGGGCGCAGGUGCGCGCAUGCGCACUGGGCGGAGGGCGCGCGUUGGCAGGUGUCUGGGCUGGGCGUCGGCGGGCAAUGGGGUUGCUGGCGCUGUUGCUCAUCGCGCUGUGCGCGGCGGGCGUCCGAGGGCUCUAUUUCCACAUCGGCGAGACCGAAAAGCGCUGCUUCAUCGAGGAAAUCCCCGACGAGACCAUGGUCAUCGGGAACUACCGCACCCAAAUGUGGGAUAAGCAGAAGGAGAUCUUCCUACCCUCGACCCCCGGCCUGGGCAUGCAUGUGGAGGUGAAGGACCCUGAAGGCAAGGUGGUGCUGUCCCGGCAGUACGGCUCAGAGGGCCGCUUCACCUUCACUUCCCACACUCCUGGUGACCAUCAGAUCUGCCUGCACUCCAACUCUACCAGAAUGGCUCUCUUUGCUGGCGGCAGACUGCGUGUGCACCUAGACAUCCAGGUCGGGGAGCAUGCCAACAACUACCCCGAGAUUGCUGCUAAGGAUAAACUGACGGAGCUGCAGCUCCGAGCCCGCCAGUUGCUGGAUCAGGUGGAACAGAUCCAGAAGGAGCAGGAUUACCAAAGGUAUCGUGAAGAGCGCUUCCGUCUGAUCAGUGAGAGCACCAACCAGAGAGUCCUGUGGUGGUCCAUCGCUCAGACCGUCAUCCUCAUCCUCACUGGCAUCUGGCAGAUGCGUCACCUCAAGAGCUUCUUUGAGGCCAAGAAGCUGGUGUAGUGCCCUCUCCACAUGACCCUUUCCUGUCACCUCAGUUGUUUGGUACUUUCCCCACCCAAUACCUUAUCCAUAUGGAUUUUGAGGGAAGAAACAGUGAAAAAUAGAAUAUAAGCCACAUUGGUUCCAUGGCAACAAAGCAUUCAGAUCAGCCACUUGUUAACACUGGUUCUCAAGGACACAGGACAUUGGUCCAAGCUUUCAAAGAUCUGUCUUGGGGUUUGUGGGGAGUCAGAACUGACCCAGGACUAAGUCUUGCUUCUUUCGCCACUAGUGAUUCCUCUCCAUCCUGUCACAAAAUGAGCAAAUGUCUCUCCUACUGCUUUAACCUCUAUCUUCGUCUGCUUAGAAAGUAGGCGACCAAAAUGCCCCACCGAGGAGGCCCCACCUCACUGCUCCCCUGUCAGUCCUGGGUUCACUCAGUGGCUUCGUGAAUGUAAAUAAGGGGCAAAGGCCCCAGAGGAUUGAAAUGUUUUUCUAUAUAUUAGAACUAUUUUUUGAUAAAAUUAUAUAUUUUCCUUCCUAGUUGAAGUGUUACUGCCUUUGUGUGACUAGCUAAAAACACCAGUGCAGUCCCUUCUGCAUUGUUUAUCCAUGCAUUUUUGAUAACUAACUACCAUGGCAGCUCUCAGGAUUUCAGCUCUCAGGGCCAGAAAGCAGACAUCACAGCUGCUCUCAAGGCCUAAUCAGAGGGCCAGGCAGAGAAUUCUCUGGGACACCUGUGAUUUCCAUCACACAGGGCCUGAGUUCAGACUGAGGCAGUGACAGAGCUAGCAUAAGGCAGGGCACUCUUACCCUUCAUUUCCCUUAACCUUUAUUUAAGCUGUGGUAAAUGUUUUCUUCAUGGGAACCAGAUUUGGUUCUUUAUACAGAUUUUUCCAGUGAAAUAAAGCGUGUUGUAGUAGCUGUGUUUGAAAUGAAAUAAGAGGCUGUGGGCAGAGGGGAGGCACAAAGGGAAAUGGAGGAAAGGCUCUUGGUCUGGGUGCCUCUGCGGCUGACCCGGAGUGGAUUUCAGCAUGUGGGCUUGUGGUGCUAUAGAGCCUGGCCUGACUGGAGACUCCGGGGUUGUGGGAACGGACAGGGUGGUGGCUCGGCCAUUCACAGAGGUCAACCAGGUAGACCUGUCAGCAGGGAAUACUGUGAGGAGAUUACGUACCCGUUUCUUAGCUCCCUGGAAUCAUAAAUUUAAACACAUCUUAGUGUACUUCCCUCAUGCCCUUCUGCUGUAUAAAACUUAAUGCCCUUA